Messenger RNA from Pediculus humanus corporis (human body louse), 1176 nucleotides. Its product is annotated as urea transporter, putative. The transcript is spliced from 2 exons. Gene Ontology annotation, molecular function: urea transmembrane transporter activity. Gene Ontology annotation, biological process: urea transmembrane transport. Bases 1 to 1176 code for a protein of 391 amino acids. The record is from RefSeq and is a predicted model, not a curated record. Gene Ontology annotation, cellular component: membrane. Lineage: Eukaryota; Metazoa; Arthropoda; Insecta; Psocodea; Pediculidae.
AUGUUGGCAAUAGGUUGGGCCGAUUACAAAGCCAUGUUUGCGGGUUUGUUCACGUCUACGCUAUCCUUCGCCUUCGCUAAAAUUCUACAACAAGACGUUUUGGGUAACUUGAACGGAUUUUUCAGUUACAAUGCCGUUUUACACGCCGUCGUGUCAGUAGGUUACCUCCCGACCAUAUACGAAUCCAUUUCUCUGUACGAACCUAGAUUUUGGUUUUUCUUAUCUUUUGCCACGUUAAUAUCCGUUUAUUUCACGUCGGCAUUUGCAAAUUUAUUCCGGUAUUUGUGGCAUUAUCCGAUACCUUGUUUCACGAUUCCUUUCAACGUUUUACAAUACGUUUUGAUUUUUUGCCUUUUAAACAAUUCCGUUCCUCCUAAAUUAUUAAGUUCUCACUUGCUCGAACCUGGUCUCAAACCGAACGUCACGCAACUCAAUAAAACGGCGAAACUCAACGAAACUCAUUUUUUCCCUUUCGAUCCGAACGAAGUUUCGAGAAGGAGAAGAGAAACGGAAGAUGGGAUAAAAAACGAUGAUAACUAUACGAAAUGGUUAAAGGACGAUUCGGAUUUCGCAGACCUCAUACCUCCACCUCCUGGCCCCGAGGGAAAUCAUCGUUCGAACGAUUCGCAUUUGAAUUGGGGAGAAACAUUUUCAGGUACCAUAACUGCUCUCUCGCAAGUGUACGGAUUGAACAACAUACCGUGUUCCAUUCUCAUGUAUUUGGCACUCCUCGUCUAUUCUCCUACGACGGCUUUAUUUUGCUACCUCGGAUCAUUUUUGGGUACCUUGACGGGUAUUUUUUUUUCACCCGAUUUCGAAAAAGUUUACGCCGGAUUUUGGGGAUACAACGGUCUUUUAUGCGGUGGCGCCCUGGCUGGUUUCGGCUUCGUAUUGACUCCUCAAUCCGCAUUUCUCGCUUUCGUCGCAAUACUUUUCUCUACCGUUUUCCAACAUUUUAUCACUCCGAUGUUUAACGCGAUGGAUGUACCGAUAUUUCACAUUCCUUUUAUAUUUACAACGGUUAUAUUUUUGCUCGUCACCGGAGAAUAUGAGAAAACGUUGCCCAGACCGGGAAUUUAUUCGUAUCCGGAAAAACAUCGGGAGGAAUUUAAAAAUCAACGGGAAAAUCGCUUUGACGGAUAUUUAAGUCGAACGGGAGUGAGUGAAAAUUUUUAA